GUUUGGCCUGUGCUGAAGAAACGAAAGCAAAAGCAACCUGUAAAAAGCGCUGACACACAGACUGACGCUUUUUAUCUUCGAUUCAGAAUCAGCUAUCAACUUUAUUUCUCAUCUCCUCUGUCUUCACAGUUAAGAUGUAUUACAGUUUGGAGCACUGUGAGCUGCAGACUGGAGGUUUCUGCUUUGAAAACAGUCGCAGGAAUGUAGUGUUGGAGUCCAGUUUGUCAGAACUUGGCUACAAAGCCCCCAUUGCCAGAAAGACAGGGACCACGAUCGCUGGCAUUGUUUACAAGGAUGGCGUGAUCCUUGGGGCAGACACCAGGGCAACAGACGACAUGGUGGUGGCUGACAAAAACUGCAUGAAGAUUCAUUACAUCGCUCCAAAUAUCUACUGCUGUGGGGCUGGCGUGGCUGCAGACGCAGAGAUCACCACACAGAUAAUGGCAUCCAACGUGGAGCUGCACACACUCAACACUGGGCGACCCCCCCUUGUUGCCAUGGUAACCCGGCAGCUGAAACAGAUGCUGUUCAGGUACCAGGGUCACGUCGGUUCAUCUCUGAUUGUUGGAGGAGUUGAUGUGACUGGAGCUCACCUGUUCAGUGUUUACCCACACGGCUCCUAUGACAAACUGCCUUUCCUCACCAUGGGCUCUGGAGCUGCAGCUGCUGUCUCUAUAUUUGAGGACAGAUUCAAACCAAACAUGGAGCUGGAGGAGGCAAAGCAGCUCGUAAAUGACGCCAUUGCUGCAGGGAUUUUCUGUGACCUGGGUUCAGGAAGCAACGUGGACUUGUGUGUUAUCACUGAAGCUGGGGUGGAGUACCUGCGAGGCUACGACAAGCCCACGAUGAAGGGAAAAAGAGAGGGACAAUACAGGUAUAAGCCUGGCACCACGGCCAUCCUGACCAAAACUAUAACUCCACUUUCUCUGGAUGUGGUCGACGAAUCUGUUCAGAUCAUGGACACUGAAUAAAACACAAUAAAAUAC
Messenger RNA from Dicentrarchus labrax (European seabass), 986 nucleotides. RefSeq names its product proteasome 20S subunit beta 10 (gene psmb10). The transcript is spliced from 8 exons. The record is from RefSeq and is a predicted model, not a curated record. Gene Ontology annotation, cellular component: proteasome core complex. Bases 135 to 971 code for a protein of 278 amino acids. NCBI's taxonomy places the organism in Eukaryota, Metazoa, Chordata, Actinopteri, Moronidae.